CCUUCUGUAAACGGUCUGAUAUGAGUCCAAAACAGGAAAAGUCUCCAAAUAAUUCUUGAUCUGGUCAAAAGUAAUGCGAAUUUCUCAAAGAUAGAGAAUAGAAUAAAAAUGGGCUUGUAAUCACGUACCUGGAUGAACAUUUUACAUUUUGGAAUCGGAACAAAUAAUCGCAAACUUCCAGAUAUCAGGAAAAACUUCGAAAGUGAAGCAAUGAUUAAAUAAAUGACGGACAAUAAUUGGAAAGAUGCAAGAGAAAGAGAGAGAGAGAGAGAGAGAGAGAGCAGUUAUCGCAUUUUAAGAUAUAAAUGUAGCUCCAGCAGAUCCAAAUUUGACACAGAGAAUGGGAGAGAGACAGAGACAGGAAGGUUUGUUUUCGGUGAAAAAUGAAAGGAUUCAGGAAGAAGGCGAGGAAGAGAAGUAAGAAGAAGAGGAGCACAAAAAAGUAAAACUGUCACUCGCGCGUGUGAACGCCGCGUGAUUGCCGAUAAGGCUGGCCGAUAAGGACGAUGACGACGACGGCAGCGGCGGCUGAUUGACCGUGGGAUAGGGAUGGUGAAUUCGCGACGGUGUCCUCCGCGCUGAUGCUACUCCUAGCCGGUUAUUCCGCGUUGAAACAUGGCACCGAGCGUAACGGCGGCGGCGGCGGCGAGUCCGCGCGGAAAGGUCCUCACUAAGGACAACGUCUGCGUGAACUUGCGUAAAAUGGAGUUUAUGAUAUUCGGGCCGCUGCACAUCAGGGCGCUGGAGAUCAAGAAGGAGCUGCGAAAGGGUGUUAAGAAACCCUUCAAGGAAGUGAUCGAGGCGGACAAAGGGGAUGCCCACGCGAUGGGCCAACGGCCCAUCAAGUUUCUGCGGCAGGUGCUCACCCUGACGGUCUCGCCGAAUCUGCUGGACGACCCGAGCUACCCGGAGGACGCGAAGGAUCGCGCCCGGGUAAUCCUAGGUGACUGCCAUGGAGGCAGUGUGGGCGCGUACGCCGUGGAAGCGGUCGGCAUUGAGUGCAUACGCAAGCACGUUGCGCAAUACAUUCAGAAUCGUGACGGGGGUAUCCCUUCCGAUUACCGCAACAUCAUCCUCACGAACGGGGCUACUCACGCUAUUACGUUAUUCCUGAAGCUGUUCAACGAAAUAAUCGACGGCAAACCGUCCGGCGUGAUGAUCCCUAUUCCUCAGUAUCCUUUGUACUCGGCGACCAUAGCGGAAUUUGGUCUCGCUCAAAUCGACUACUAUUUAAAUGAGGACAACAAGUGGUCGCUGGAGAUCAGCGAGUUGGAAAGUGUCCUGGAAAAGGCCAAGAGCACUUGCAAUCCCCGCGUGCUGGUGGUGAUCAACCCCGGUAAUCCGACCGGUCAAGUAUUGACUCGCAAGAACAUCGAGGAUGUAAUCCGCUUCGCACACAAGCAUCACCUGUUCCUGCUAGCCGACGAGGUCUAUCAGGACAACGUAUACGAUAAAGAUAGCGCGUUCCAUUCCUUUAAGAAGGUCAUGACGGAGAUGGGCGAGCCAUAUUCGAAAAUGGAGCUCGCGUCGUUUAUGUCGAUCUCGAAAGGAUACAUGGGCGAGUGUGGGAUUCGCGGUGGCUACGCCGAGAUCAUCAAUACGGAUCCGGAAGUGAUGAAGUCGUUGAUGAAGAUGAUCGCGAUGGUGUGCUCUACCGUGCUCGGCCAGAUCGUGUUGGACGUCGUGGCGAAUCCGCCACGACCAAACGAGCCAUCGUACGAGCAAUUCCAAACGGAGAAGAUGGGAAUCCUGCGCUCCCUGGCAGAGAGAUCGCAGCUCGUCGUCAACAUGCUCAAUAGCAUUCCAGGAUACAAGGUGAAUCCACCGAUGGGCUCGUUGUAUGUUUUCCCGCGCUUCGAGUUGCCGCCGAAGGCGAUUGAAGCAGCGCGUGCAGAGGGUCAGGAACCGGACGUCUUCUACGCGUUCAAACUGUUGGAGAGCACCGGGAUCAUGGUAAGCCCGGGCUCGGACUUCGGUCAGGUGCCUGGCACGAAUCAUUUCCGGACCACGAUACUGCCGCAAAAAGAGAAAUUAAAAACAAUGCUUGAAGCGCUGAAGCAAUUUCACAUUAAGUUUCUUAAAGAAUACAGUUAAAUAAUAAUAUAUUUCCGAUUAAGAAAAUUGAGAUUAUAAAGAAUAGAAGUAGAAAUCAAUGAUCGAGGAAUGACCUGGGGGCUGUGCAUAUCCGCGUGAGGGCUAAUUCUCGGUUUGAACGCGUCACGAAUCUAAAAUAUAUUACGUUUAAUGGUUCACUAUAUUAAGAUAUCGUUAUCGCAAAUGACGUUGUAAUCAAGUUGUGUAGAAAUGAUGACGAAGUUUUAAAUUGUUGUAUUUAAAUGUAAAUAUAAAUCACUGUUGAAGAAUAUCUGUAAAUAUCUUGUAUAUAUGGUCAUCGUUAUAUCUACAUUAACAGUCAAUUAUAUAAUAAUUAAGAAAAGAGUAUAUUAUUUGAA
Molecule: messenger RNA, 2453 nt
Organism: Wasmannia auropunctata (little fire ant)
Lineage: Eukaryota; Metazoa; Arthropoda; Insecta; Hymenoptera; Formicidae
Product: alanine aminotransferase 2-like
Exons: 6
Coding region: 616-2094 (492 amino acids)
Biological process (GO): biosynthetic process
Molecular function (GO): pyridoxal phosphate binding; L-alanine:2-oxoglutarate transaminase activity
Source: RefSeq, a predicted model, not a curated record